AGUUUAUGGGGAACUCUCGAGAAGAAAGUUAGUCUUCAGAGAAGGUGGCGUUAAAUUCAACAAAGUGUGCUAACAAAAGACCUGGAGAAUAUUUCUGCUGAAGGGAAAGGGGCGAAGGAAUCUGCUAUAACUGCUUCCUGCUGUUGAUCUACUGACUUCAUAAUGUCUGAAAUCAGAUUCAGCAAUCUCACUUGGGACCAAGUUAUAACACUGGAUAAAGUGUUAGAUGAAGUAAUUCCAGUUCAUGGAAGGGGAAAUUUCCCCACAUUGGCAGUAAAACCAAAAGAUAUUAUUCAUGUUGUGAAAGAUCAACUGAUAGAGCAAGGAAUUAUUGUUAAAGAUACUCGAUUGAAUGGCUCCACAGCAAGUUACAUACUUGCAAGCCACAAUGGAAUCAGCUAUAAGGAUCUGGAUGUCAUUUUUGGUGUUGAACUACCAAGUGAUCAAGAAUUUCAGGUUGUUAAGGAUGUAGUUCUAGGUUGUCUAUUCGACUUUUUACCAAAAGGUGUAAAAAAGGAUAAGAUCACCCUGAAUAUUAUGAAAGAGGCUUAUGUGCAGAAGAUGGUUAAAGUUUGCAAUAAGCAUGAUCGUUGGAGUCUCAUCUCUCUGUCAAAUAACACUGGGAAGAAUGUCGAGCUAAAAUUUGUUAAUUCACUCAGACGACAAUUUGAAUUUAGUGUAGAUUCCUUUCAAAUUGUCUUGGAUCCCAUGUUAGAUUUCUACAGUGACAAAAAUGGUAACCUAACCAAUGAAUGCUAUCCUGUUGUGGUAGCUGAAAGCAUGUAUGGAGAUUUCCAAGAAGCAAUGACACAUUUACAGUACAAGCUUAUAUCUACCAGAAAACCUGAAGAAAUUAGAGGUGGUGGCCUUCUGAAAUACAGCAACUUGCUGGUUCGUGACUUUAAACCAGCUUGUGAAGCAGAAAUCAAGACCCUGGAACGUUAUAUGUGUUCUAGAUUCUUCAUUGAUUUUCCUGAUGUAGCAGAACAGCAAAAGAAGAUUGAAUCAUACCUCCGCAACCAUUUCAUAGGUGAAGAAAAGAGCAAGUAUGACUACCUCAUGACCUUGCAUGGAGUUGUGAAUGAGAGCACAGUUUGCCUCAUGGGACAUGAAAGAAGGCAGACCCUCAAUAUGAUUGCCCUUAUGGCUUUAAAAGUACUUGGAGAACAGAAUAUCCUACCUAAUACUGACAACGUAACUUGCUUUUAUCAGCCUGCUCCGUACUUUGUUGCCGAGGGAGGGUACCCUACUUAUUAUGUAACAUCUGGACAACCACCUAUACUCUUUCAGCCAUACCACUUUCAUGUUCCAAAUGGUAUGAUUUAAAAACACACACACCCACACACAAUAGAAACUUUGCUUUAAUUAAACACCUUCUAGAAGCAAGUUUCCAAAUUUAUGCAGUUAUCAACUAUUUUUAUCAUUUAUAGCUUAAACCAUCAUAGUAAAUACAAUAUCAUCUAUGAACUGACCUUUUAAAAUGAUUUUCAAAUGUUACUGUUUAGAUAUGGCAACUUUCAAAUAUUGUAGACCACUUAAAAUGAUUUUCAAAUCUGACUGACUACUUAUGACUCAAAUUUGCUAUGACAAAUACAUUGGAGAUGACUGAAUGAAUAUUUGAUUAAAAUAUAAAAGAACAGGCUCAUGUUUUAAAAUCCAGAGGUACAGAAAAGACCAGUGCCAACAAUUCUGUAUUCAGUCAGUUCCUUUGCUACCUUUACUUCAUUUCUUUUUCUAGUGAAUAGUACCAUCAAUGAAUUUUCAAUGCCUAACAAAAAUGCCUAAUUUCAAAGACAACAGAUUCAGAAGACAUUAAAAUCCUGGACUUUGCAAGCAUAUACUUUGUUUCCUAAUUGAAUUCAUUUAGGUACAAACUCUUACUAUAAUUUUAAGGAACACUGAAAAAAACAAUUCUGUACAACACUGGACGUUAGUAAUUUAUCAACUAUCAGGUUGAUUUGUGGAUCUGAAGAAGAAUACACCCAGCUGGACAGCCAAUACUGUGACCAUUUAUACAGAUUUCUUUAUUUUUUCCCCCAAACAGUUGAAAAGAAUUAAAAUGACCAACUCUGAAUGUGAAGUUUUCUAUCAUCAUCUGGUAAAAAAAAAAAAAAAAAAGACUCUAAAUGUGAAAAAGCAAAAACCUGACAGAAGCUUUUAUCCAUGGCAUUUACCAUUUUUAUGACCAAUAUGACCAACAUCUUAAUAUGUGGAGAUUUUACUGUUAAUGAGUAAGUGAAUAUAUUUUCAUUAUUACUCACUGAAGCUUUUUUCCAUUUUGCCCUUACCAAAGAUGUUUCUAACAUGACAUUCAAGUGCCUCCUCAUGUGAGAUUUUGCAUAGUGCUGGAAUUUAUUCAGCAAUUUUAUAUGUUCAUCAAGAAUUUGAAUAUCUACUCACUGUAUCACAUAUUCUGCUAGCAAUAUGCCAGUGGGAAUAAAGCAAUAUUUUCUUCCUACAAUGAAGAAAAAGAUCCAUGACCAAUAUUACCUGGGAUGACAGGAGGAGCUAUCCUGAAUGAAUAUAAAUAAGACCCUCAGAUAACUUCACUAUUUUUACUUGCUUCUGAAUUUUUAUUAGUUUCCAUCUCAGUUUUCAUUGGCCAUUACAAGUUUUUCCAUCGCAGCAUGGUCCAACAGGCAUAGUCUGAGAAUUUGGCACUUAAAUGACUGUGCUGAAUCCAUCUUCUCUGUAUUACGUUAUUGGACUCGAGAAGUACACCAAAGAUGGCGUUUUCAAAUAACCAAUAUUGAGAUGUUUUUUACCACAGUAGCUUUGACCAUUAGUAUAUUUUUAAAGAGUUAUAUUAAAAUAUAUAUAUUCAUAUAUAUGAAUAUAUAUAAAUACUAUAUAUAUCUCACAAGCAUGAAGCUUUAAAACAUUGUAGUAUUCAGUUCCUUGCUUGGGACAAAUAAAGAAUUUACAAAU
Cervus elaphus (red deer) is the source of this 2928-nucleotide messenger RNA. RefSeq names its product terminal nucleotidyltransferase 5D (gene TENT5D). Gene Ontology annotation, molecular function: poly(A) RNA polymerase activity; RNA binding. Gene Ontology annotation, biological process: mRNA stabilization. NCBI's taxonomy places the organism in Eukaryota, Metazoa, Chordata, Mammalia, Artiodactyla, Cervidae. The record is from RefSeq and is a predicted model, not a curated record. The transcript has 3 exons. Bases 163 to 1326 code for a protein of 387 amino acids.